This is a messenger RNA of Aspergillus pseudoviridinutans, 432 nucleotides long. RefSeq lists its product as uncharacterized. The coding region runs from base 1 to 432 and encodes 143 amino acids. The transcript has 2 exons. The record is from RefSeq and is a predicted model, not a curated record. Lineage: Eukaryota; Fungi; Ascomycota; Eurotiomycetes; Eurotiales; Aspergillaceae.
AUGAAGUGGUUUCGCGGGGUCUGGCUGAGCAUUUGGCAUGGAACUAAAUCUGGGAUAAUAUCCGCCGAGGAUAACUCGAACAUGCACCAUAACACAGCCAAAACCUGGCCAUCUCGCUCAGCCAAAACCGGACUGAACGUUGCCAGCGACAACAACACACAGCCGGUCAGUGCUAUCGAGGAGCUGAGGUGUGAGCGGUGUCGCGGCCGUCGCUCUCCGGCGUAUCAUUGUCGACAUUGGCAGGACCCUGUCCAACACCCCGCCGUGGGGAUCUGUUCGCGACGGCGCACCGGCUGUGCUAGUGCGAAGGAGGUUGUUGAGCGAGAUGGUCGAAUUAAGCGACUGGGAGAGCUUCCAGCUUACGGAUCGACAUGUGGCCCCGAACACAAGGUCGGACAGAUCGAGACGUCACCCAUCUUGCUGUCCCGAUGA